AUGGCUAUUAUUCACCCAAUUCAAAAUAUUGUAGCUUUUGGCGACGGUCUCGUAAUUUUUGCGGUCAUAAAAAAUGUUAUUCUAGCAUACAAAAGGCAAGAUACAGGUAGUUAUAAAUUGAUUGGUAAGUGGACUGAUCAAUAUGAUAGAACAGAAUCAAUUAAGGAUAAGGUCACUAAGGAACAGGACAGACAAAUCGAUGAGAAUGCUAAGAAGCAAAAGGAUAAUGAAGGUAAUGUUGUUAUCCAAAAGAAGAAAACUGAGGCCAAGAUUCCUGUACCAGGGCCUGGGGCACCUCCAGUGUAUUCAUGCAUAAGAAAUCUACUUAUUUCCAAGGAUGGUCAUAAAUUGCUUUCUUGUGCGGACUCUGACAAAUCUGUCCUGGUUUUCGAUAUUGAUCUUAAUAAUGACACAAAUUGUUUACAGUUAGUGAAAAGGCAACCAUUUCCAAAGAGGCCAAAUUCUAUUACCAUCACUGAUGAUGGGAAGACGGUUAUAAUGGCAGAUAAAUUUGGUGAUGUUUAUUCCAUUCCAACAGACGGUGAACCAUUAAAAGAUAUUAAUGAUGAGUUGGAUCCAAUUCUAGGUCACGUCUCAAUGUUAACCGAUGUUCUAUUCAAAGUUGAUUCUCAUGGUAAGAAAUUUAUCAUUACUACCGAUAGAGACGAGCAUAUCAAGGUAUCACAUUUCCCUCAAUCAUUCAUUGUUGAUAAAUGGUUGUUUGGUCAUUCGCAAUUUUUAUCCUCUAUUUGUUCUCCUCUAUGGAAAUCUGAAUGGUUAUUUAGUGCUGGUGGUGAUGAUUUUAUAUAUUUAUGGGACUGGGAAUCAGGUAAGAAAUUGUCUGAAUUUAAAUACAGUGAUAUAAUCAAACCAUAUUUGACUGAGAAGCAUCUGGCUCCAAGCAGAUUCCAAAAUGAGUCAAACGAUAUUAUCGAGUACGCGGUCUCUAAGAUCGUCGCUUUUUCAGGUAUACCUUAUAUUGCAUUUUUUGUAGAGGCUACGAAUAUUCUUUUUAUUGUCAAGAUUGAUGUGGAAAAUAAAAAGAUAUCUGAAAGUAACACUUUGGAAUUACCUUAUAAUAUCAUCUCUUUGAAUACCGCUAACGACAAUGAAGUCAUUGUUUCUCUUGAUAACAGAGAUUCUAACGGAGAGAACUUCGUUAAAUUCGUAAAAUACAAUUCGCAGAGUUGUAUUUUUGAAAUAAAUGAACAAAAAACUAAGGAGUUAGAUGCAUGCUUUGAUACUUUGAAAAAUGACAGCAAUAUAACUGUAGAAAAAGAAAAUAUUUUCCCAUUGUAUUCUACUACAACAUUAAGAAAACAUGGGGAGCAUUACUCUUAA
Molecule: messenger RNA, 1341 nt
Organism: Maudiozyma barnettii
Lineage: Eukaryota; Fungi; Ascomycota; Saccharomycetes; Saccharomycetales; Saccharomycetaceae
Gene: TRM82
Product: Trm82p
Exons: 1
Coding region: 1-1341 (446 amino acids)
Biological process (GO): RNA (guanine-N7)-methylation
Cellular component (GO): nucleus; cytosol; tRNA methyltransferase complex
Molecular function (GO): protein binding; tRNA (guanine(46)-N7)-methyltransferase activity
Source: RefSeq, a predicted model, not a curated record